Rhinolophus ferrumequinum (greater horseshoe bat) is the source of this 2239-nucleotide messenger RNA. RefSeq names its product annexin A9 (gene ANXA9). Gene Ontology annotation, molecular function: calcium ion binding; calcium-dependent phospholipid binding. The record is from RefSeq and is a predicted model, not a curated record. NCBI's taxonomy places the organism in Eukaryota, Metazoa, Chordata, Mammalia, Chiroptera, Rhinolophidae. The coding region runs from base 467 to 1504 and encodes 345 amino acids. The transcript has 16 exons. Gene Ontology annotation, cellular component: cytoplasm.
UCAGGAGCCUUACCCUUGGGGGGCACACACCCCAUAACGGUUUAGGAGCCUUACCCUUGGGGGGCCGGGGCAGACUCUCAGAGCCACUCCUUCCUGUUUCCCGUUAAGCACAUGGACGCUCCGACCUCCCUCCGGGAGUGGGCACAGUGCGCCCGUCAGAAGGAAAAGAGGCAAGACCCUCCUCUCUCCUCCCUCUCCGGCCAUGGACCCGUCCAGGCCACGGGUAAAGAAACAGAGACGGAGACCUGAAGUGACUCGCUGUGGUUACAGAAGGCCACACAGGAGCUAGUGCCCACACAGGCACGCCACCAAGCUGUGACCACACCCACCUCGCCCUCAGCACCUCUGGGCACCCAUGUACCAACAAGAACACAGAUUCCCAUCAGCUCAGAAAUUGCACCUGCUGACCUAGAAAUCCCGGCCGGAGACUCCAAGGGUGAAAGACAGCAGCACAGCCAGUUACACCAUGUCUGUGACCAGCGGGAAGGCGGGACUGUCUCUGACCCAGGAAAUCCUCAGCUACCUGGGCCUUGCCAACAAGACGGCAGCUUGGGGGACCCUGGGUACGCUGAGGACCUUCUUGAGCUUCAGUGUGGAAAAGGACGUGCAGAGGCUGCUGAGGGCCAUUGCAGGCCAAGGUGUAGAUCGCAACGCCAUUAUGGACGUGCUGACCAAUCGGAGCAGAGAGCAAAGGCAGGUCAUCUCCCGAGCCUUCCGGGAGCGUACCAAACAGGAUCUGCUGACGUCGCUGCAGGCAGCAGUCUCCGGCAACCUCGAGAGGCUCGUGGUGGCCCUGUUGAAGCCAGCAGCCCAUUUCGAUGCCCAGGAGUUGAGGACAGCUUUGAAGGACUCAGGUUCUGCUGAGGACGUGGCCGUGGAGAUUCUUGCUACCCGUGCCCCACCCCAGCUGCAAGAGUGCCUGGCAGUCUACAAACACGAUUUCCAGGUGGAAGCUGAGGAGGACAUCAAAUCUGAGACGAGUGGCACCGUGCAGGAUCUCCUGCUGGCCCUGGCCAAAGGGGGCCGUGAGAGCUACUCUGAAGUCAUUGACUAUCACCUGGCCGAAGAGGACGUCCAGGCACUGAAGCAGGCUGAGGGACCCGGCACAGAGGGGACAUGGGUCCUUAUCCUCACCCAGCGAAAUCCUGAACACCUCCUCCGAGUGUUUGAGCAGUACCAGCGACGCACCGGGCAUGAGUUGGAGCAGACUGUCCAGAACCGUUUCCACGGAGAUGCCCAGAUGGCUCUGCUCAGCCUAGCCUCGGUGAUCAGGAACACACCGCUGUACUUUGCUGAGAAACUUCAUCAAGCCCUCCAGGAAGCUGAGCCCAACUACCACGUCCUGAUGCGUAUCCUUAUUUCUAGAAGUGAGACUGACCUUCUAAGCAUCCGAGCUGAGUUCAGAAGGAAAUUUGGGAAGUCCCUCUACUCUGCCCUCCAGGAUGCAGUGAAAGGGGACUGCCGGUUAGCCCUACUUGCCCUGUGCAGGGCUGAAGACCUGUGAGACCUCCCUGCCACCAUCCUACAUGACAUUCAAGGAUCUGAGCGUCCCAUGUGUGGCUGAGCCUGCAGGAGACCAGCUGGGCCUGCAAAUAGGAUAACCCCUCACUGAGCACAUGUUCCAGCUUCUUGUUGAGGCUGGAACUCGAAGUUUUCUUUUAAAUCUCUUAAUGUCCCUCAUCUCCAAGUGAUGUCUGGUACCUGGGUCCCCUCACUCUGUCUUGGGUGUGGGUUCAUGGGAUCUCUCCUUGACGGUCUCUGCCCGACUCAUCCUUCCUGAGCCCUGGGCAGAACAUCUCACUGAUACUUGAAUUCUUUUGGCUAACUUCACAGUUGUUUUGUGUUCCCUGAUUGAUGUUUGGGUGGAACAGGACGUGGGCUGGGAGGAGGCCAUGAAAUUGGAGGUGCCUUUGAUGUGUGCUUGGAUAUUCAACGGGGAAUCCUGUUUGGGGCUCUAGUGCCGCAGUUAUCAACAAUCCCUCUCCUCUGGGAAUCUCCACCCUCCCUUUGACCCCAUUAUUCUCUCUUCCCCAGGAAACUUUAGGCAAAAUAAUUAAGAAACAGAAACCAGGACAUGGUCAGAGGUGGCAAAGGACCAUGCCUUGGAAACCCACCUCCAAAUGAGAGGACUAGUUCCCAAAGACUUAUCCAGAACAUAAAAACAACCAAAAAAGGAAAAAGCGGGCUUUGGUUCCCCCUGCUGGCUCUAUUCGAAAUGACAGCCAACCCCUUCACACCU